AUUUUCGGCGUUACUCGUUCUUACUUCCACAGCUAUAAAAGAAUUUACCGUGUUUACUCCACGAAUAACUGAAGUUAUGUCUGUUCCUAAAUCACCUGAAGAUGUUGAUCUACGGAAUAUAAUUGACAAGUUGGCAAAUUUUGUUGCCCGGAAUGGAUCCGAAUUUGAACAAAUGACCAAAACAAAACAGAAAGAUAAUCCAAAGUUCAGCUUUCUGUUUGGUGGGGAGUACUUCAACUAUUACCAAUAUAAAGUGACGACAGAACAAGCAAUUAUCAAGCAGCAGCAGAAGAAACUACAGGACCGGCAGGUUGUACAACUACCAGUAUACUCGCAGGCCGGGCAUGCAGGGCCUCUCCCUCCUGGCAUUUCGGGAGUUGGGCAGGGUCCGCCGGUCAUGCCUGCAGUAUGGGUCAAUACACAGCAGCAGUUACAACAGGCGGAAGCAGCCUACCAGCAACAGAAGGAACAUGCUGAGCAGCAGAUUAUCCAGAGUGAACAGAAUCUAGCAGCACAGUAUCAGGUCAUGAUGCAAGGCCAGCAGUCUUCGAUCCAAGAAGGUGUGGCCAAGGCAGAGAAUGAACGUCUAGAGUUGCAGGCGGAGGAGUGUGGAGUAGAAAUGAGCGAGUUAAACAACAUGGCUCAGUCUAUCAUUGAUUCCUGUACUAAGGAUGCGAUAUCGGUACGAUGCUUAUUCAGAUAUUUGAAUACUGUGUGUCGUGGUCAUUGCAAAAUCGUCAAUAGUUCAACACAGCUCAUUAUUAACAUUCUGUCUUCGAUCCAAGAAGGUGUGGCCAAGGCAGAGAAUGAACGUCUAGAGUUGCAGGCGGAGGAGUGUGGAGUAGAAAUGAGCGAGUUAAACAACAUGGCUCAGUCUAUCAUUGAUUCCUGUACUAAGGAUGCGAUAUCGAAUGGAAAAAACUGGAUUUUCAAUCACAACCUGUCUGAGCAGCAUUCCAUGGUGAUAGCCACAUACUUGCUAAGAAGGAUCACUGCAAAGGAGACGCCCUUUGAAGCCAAGCUUCACCUUGUUUACCUCAUCAAUGAUAUAUUACAUCACUGUGUCCGUAAGAAUGCGGGCUCACUGAAGACAUCCCUGGAGGCAGUUGUUGUACCAAUCUUUUGCAGCACACACAUGGCAGCUGACGUGCCAAAGCAAGAGAAACUGGCGAAGCUGCUAGGCCUCUGGGAGAAGAAUGAGUAUUUCAGUCCAAGAACACUAGAGCAGUUAAAGAACCCUGCUGCUUCUGUGUCCAACUACCAGGUGCUUUCAUUCAGCAUUCGCCACUUUUUCAUCGUUGCCCAUGCUCUCCCGUGGUUUAUCCGGGUCGACACGUGUUAUGUUCUAGGCUCCGCCGCUGCGCAGGCACCCGUUAGCUCACAGGCGGCGCCACCUUCCGCAUCCCAGCGGUAUCCACCUCCGCCAAGCUUCCAGCAGCCGCCGCUAGACUUCAGCAAGCCUCCCCCGGAUUUCAGCAAUCAGAUUCCGCCACUGUUUGGCAGUCCGAGGCCUCCGCCUUUCCCCCCAGCAGUGCCAGUGUCAGUGGCUCCGAUACCACCAAACAUCGACUUCAGUAAACCGCCGCCAGGGUUUCCAGCCAUUCUGCCGCCCAACUUCAACGUACCACCACCGGCGGCAGCACCGGUGCUGGACGCGAACGAUCCGAGUCUGUUUCCGUCGGUCCCGUAUUACGAACUUCCGGCUGGACUGAUGGUUCCGCUCGUGCGCCUGGAAGACUGCGACUAUAAGUCGUUGAACCCGGACGACAUCCGCCUGCCGCCGCCGAUGCCUCCUAACGAACGUCUGCUGGCAGCUGUGGAAGCCUUCUACAGGCCUCCGUCGCACGAGCGCCCGCGCACUGCCGAAGGCUGGGAGAAACUCGGCCUCUACGAGUUCUUCAAGGCAAAGAAGCAAGCACUUCAGGACCAGAGAGCGAAGGGAGUUCCUCCGCGCUCGCGAUCCAGGGGACGAUCAAAGUCGACGUCGCCAAGGUCGCGAUCAAGGUCGAGUUCAAGGUCGCUGUCGCCGCCGCGGCGACGGCGCUACAGCGAUCGCGUGCGCUCGAGGUCGAGGUCAAAGUCUCGAAGCCGAACGCCGCCCCGCACGAGACGCGGGCGUUCAAGGUCAAGGUCUGUGUCAAAGUCAAGGUCACGCUCUCGUUCGGUGACCCCUCCGUCGUAUCGCCGCAGAUCUCCCGUACGAAGAAGCCGAUCUCCACAUAGUUUCAUGGGACCGAUGCAUUCGAUGACUUUAGAUACAAAGUUAGAUGAAAGUAACAAAGGACACAUGCUGAUGAAAAGAAUGGGUUGGGGCGGCGCGGGUUUGGGCGCUGCGGAGCAGGGUAUCCAGGACCCGAUCACGCAAGGAGAGGUGCGAGACCGCGUUGACAUGUACAAGGGCGUUGGAAUUUCCGUGGACGACCCGUUCGAGAACUUCCGCAAGAGCAAGAGUCAGGGUUUCAUCCAGCGCAUGAAGGAAGCCCAGGAGGCGCAGAAGAAAACGACGGCGAGCGCUCCCAGCACGUGACGCUUGGCGCCAUCUUCAGGGCGUUCGCUGAACUAGGCGAAAGAGAAAUUCCAAUCGGAAGAGAAAUUGUAAAUGUCGAGCGUUGCGAGACUUUCCCGUCGCGUUUCGAACGGAGGUUCCUUGAUGUCAUAGUCGCCACAUAUGUUAGUGUGUGAAGUACGCCGAAGUUUACCUAUGUCCAUCUGAUCAAGAUGAUUGAACCCAUGUGCUGGUCAGUGAAGCUAGACCAGUCUACAUAUGUUUUUCACGCGUGGAUAUUGUUGGCUUUACGGCACUUAGUUGCCAAGUAUUGUCUUUGGGAACAUUCUUUUUGCAACAGCAAUUCAGUAGGGCUGACUAGCAGUCCUGUCCGGCAGAUAGGUCUAUUUAUUUCCAUCUUGCCACAAGAUGUAACUGAUGCUUGAACUAUGGUGUUGAAAUCAGUGACCUGUAGUUAUUUACAUUGCAUAUUGGCCAGGUUGGCCAAGUGGAGAGACUAUUGUUUAUUGUAAGGUUUGAUACAUUGCAUCAAAUAGCAUUGAUUAAAUAUGUUCGACUGCAUAUAGAUCAAUCACUGGAGGUUAUAGACAGUGGAUGUAAAAAAUAUGAGCCGCCACAUUAUGUAGUAAGCAAAUAAAAUUCGUCUACCUUAUAACGUUUCUUGUUGAUUCGUAUGUUUAGUAUUGUUUACAUGUCUGUUUUUUGUCCAGUGGCAUUUUAGCAGGUUGUAAUAAUGCCUAGCAGGCUAUCAAUUUACCUAUCAGAUAGACUUAUGGGUAUUUUCGAGUCAGCAAGGAACACCUUAUUCCCUUCACGUCACGUGUCUAUAUACGUAACGUAAGUCUCGCAUAUUCAAACAUCAUAUAUUCAAAACAUUCAUACAUUUAUCACUAGACGGUUAUAUUUUGCAUAUCUGGUAGUAGGACGUUUAUGGAAAAAGAACGCUCGUAUCAGUCAAAAUAAUAAUGUGGAAGUAUUACAAUUA
Molecule: messenger RNA, 3491 nt
Organism: Priapulus caudatus
Lineage: Eukaryota; Metazoa; Priapulida; Priapulimorpha; Priapulimorphida; Priapulidae
Product: calcium homeostasis endoplasmic reticulum protein-like
Exons: 17
Coding region: 77-2527 (816 amino acids)
Biological process (GO): intracellular calcium ion homeostasis; RNA processing
Cellular component (GO): perinuclear region of cytoplasm
Molecular function (GO): RNA binding
Source: RefSeq, a predicted model, not a curated record